CUGGGCUUUUCCUGGAGAGGGCAGGGCGGGCGCGUUAGUAGCAGCCCGGUCCGUUGGGGCUGGCAGAGAGCCCCUAGGCUGCGCCGCUAGGUUGGCUUGUCGCGCAACCUCAUUUCUUCUUAUAUCGAUAUAUAUUGUUUUCCGUAUUUUUUGGGAGUGUGCCUGCGCAUCUGCCCAGCGCCGCGGAGCUGGCGGGCUGCGGUCUCCCGCUGCCCUGAGCGUGCUGCUUUGCUGGGAGACGCGGGGAGACGGGCGGCUGGUUGGAGCCGCCGCUGCCGCCACCACCGGGACUCGGGCCGUUGUGUGCAGAAAUGGGUUUCGUGGCUGCCCGUGCGUGGGAGGAUAGUGCCCGCUCGGCUCUGAAUCCCCGGGCGCUCCUCGGCGGGGCGGGGAGGUCUGUGUAGGAGAGAGCCUCCAGUAGCGCUGGAUUUUAUUUUUUCCCCUGUUUGUAAAUUUUCAGAGGCAGGUUGAGGUUUGGGUGUGUUUAUUUAAUUUUUUUCCUUGUUGCCUACAUCAGGUUUUUUCCCUUUUUUUUCAAAUUUGUUUUUUUUCCGUGAGGUGGGACACAGUGGUGUCUAAUUUUUCUUUAGCCUAGUAGUGAAAUUGCAGCAGUUUCUGCCUCCUUCAGUGUGCUCGAGCGAGGAAAAUGGAGGCUGUGAUAGAGAAGGAAUGUAGCGCGCUCGGAGGGCUCUUCCAGACCAUCAUAAGCGACAUGAAGGGAAGUUACCCAGUGUGGGAAGAUUUUAUAAAUAAAGCUGGGAAGCUGCAGUCUCAGCUCAGGACUACAGUAGUAGCAGCUGCUGCCUUUUUGGAUGCCUUUCAGAAAGUGGCUGACAUGGCUACUAAUACACGUGGUGGUACCAGAGAGAUUGGUUCUGCUCUUACCAGGAUGUGCAUGAGGCACCGAAGUAUAGAGUCCAAACUUCGGCAGUUCUCAAGUGCUUUAAUUGACUGUCUGAUAAACCCACUUCAAGAACAGAUGGAAGAGUGGAAGAAAGUGGCCAAUCAACUGGAUAAAGACCAUGCAAAAGAAUACAAAAAAGCUCGCCAGGAGAUAAAAAAGAAAUCGUCUGACACACUGAAGCUGCAGAAGAAAGCAAAGAAAGGAAGGGGUGACAUUCAGCCCCAGCUGGAUAGUGCUUUACAAGACGUCAAUGACAAGUACCUGCUGCUUGAAGAAACGGAGAAGCAAGCUGUCCGAAAAGCGCUGAUCGAGGAGCGUGGCAGAUUCUGUACUUUCAUCUCCAUGCUGCGGCCUGUGAUAGAAGAAGAAAUAUCAAUGCUGGGAGAAAUAACCCAUUUACAAACCAUAUCAGAUGACCUGAAAAGUCUCACCAUGGAUCCACACAAAUUGCCAUCUUCAAGUGAACAGGUAAUUUUAGAUCUGAAAGGUUCUGAUUACAGCUGGUCUUACCAGACUCCUCCAUCUUCUCCCAGUACUACCAUGUCCAGAAAAUCUAGUGUUUGCAGCAGUCUGAACAGCGUUAACAGUAGUGAUUCCCGGUCCAGUGGCUCGCACUCGCACUCACCUAGUUCACACUAUCGCUAUCGCAGCUCCAAUCUGCCUCAGCAGGCACCCAUGAGGCUGUCCAGUGUGUCCUCCCAUGAUUCUGGAUUCAUGUCCCAGGAUGCUUUCCAGUCCAAAUCGCCAUCCCCCAUGCCACCAGAAGCACCUAACCAGAAUUCGUCCAGCUCUGCCUCUUCAGAAGCCUCUGAAACCUGCCAGUCAGUGAGCGAGUGCAGUUCCCCCACCUCAGUCAGCUCAGGCUCCACCAUGGGGGCUUGGGCCUCCACAGAUAAGUUGUCUAAUGGGUUUUAUCACUGUAGUUUAUCAAGUGACCCAUCCGUAGCUUCAGUUGGUGCAGGUCCUUUCCCUCAUUUCCCGCCUGUCUCCCGCGCGUGGACUCGGGCUCCCUCAGCCCUCCUUCCAGACUACGUUCAUUAUUACACCAUUGGGCCAGGCAUGUUGCCAUCAUCUAAGAUCCCUAGCUGGAAGGACUGGGCCAAACCAGGCCCAUACGAUCAGCCAGUGGUGAACACAUUGCAACGUCGCAAAGAAAAGCGUGAGCCAGAUGUCAAUGGAGGAGCGCAGAGUGGGCCAGCUGCGGCCCCCGAGGAGGCCCAGAGACCUCGGAGCAUGACCGUGUCGGCUGCCACAAGGCAGGGAGAGGAGAUGGAGGCCUGCGAGGAGCUGACACUUGCUCUGGCAAGAGGGCUGCAGCUGGACACUCAGAGGAGCAGUCGAGAUUCCUUGCAGUGCUCCAGUGGCUACAGCACCCAGACAACAACUCCAUGCUGUUCAGAAGACACAAUCCCAUCUCAAGUUUCAGAUUAUGAUUAUUUCUCUGUGAGUGGUGACCAGGAGGCAGAACAACAAGAGUUUGACAAAUCUUCCACCAUCCCAAGAAACAGUGACAUUAGCCAGUCCUAUCGCAGAAUGUUUCAAACCAAGCGUCCUGCUUCUACCGCAGGUCUGCCAACCACACUUGGACCGGUCAUAGUCACUCCCGGCGUCGCUACCAUCAGAAGGACCCCUUCCACCAAGCCUUCGGUCCGACGCGGCACCAUCGGGGGAGGCCCAAUUCCAAUCAAGACACCAGUGAUCCCUGUCAAAACACCAACUGUCCCUGAUAUCCCGGGGGGGCUGCCCGGUGCCCUUGCUGGGACAGAAGAAUGUCCCGAGCAAAAUCCUGAGUCUCCAGCAGCAGGAGACGGUGGGCAAGGUGUCGCCAGCAUGCCCUCAUCCUCAUGGAGCGGACAAGCGUCUGUCAACCCUCCACCUUCAAACCAGAAACUGGGUGCUGCUGACGAGCAAAGGCAAGCGGUUCCAGAGAGCGAGGGGGAGGAGAGCGACCGAGAUGGUGUCAGCGCCCUCACACCGACAGGCCAGCCAGAGCUCGAUCCCGGAGAGCUGAGCCCUGGGGAUGCCCCGCAAGGUGAGGAUAUGCUGAACGCCAUUCGGCGUGGUGUCAAACUGAAGAAGACAACUACAAACGAUCGCUCAGCACCUCGUAUUUCCUAGGAGUGGAGGAGCUGCCAGAGUACUUUGCUGCCGAGAGAGAACUUUGAGCAAACUAAUUUGUCUCUAUCCAUUCCAAUCUGUAGUCAAUGAAUUUUUUAAGCUACUCGGUAACAGACAGUCUGCAAGUACUCUAGAAGAGAAAACAAGGUGAAAGAGCAUAGUAAGACAUAAUCUUCACUGCUGUUUUAAUUUGUAAAUAUCCAAUGAUUUUGUUUCUGCAUUUUUUUUGAUCUAAGUUACACUUUUAAUUUUUUCUGAAGGUGCCAAAUCCCAUUUACCUUUUUUAUAACUCUCUUUGUAAAGUUUUAAAUCAUAGAACAAGAAAAAAGUCAAGUAGUUAACUUCAGCAAAGGGAUUUAAUGCAAAUGUGGCUUUUUUGCAAGCUUUUGUAGAGCGCCUUGUAAUAAUAGUGAGGUUCAACAACAAAACAAAAUAAUGGGAAUUACUUUAAAGUUUAAGUCAUGCUGUAAGGAAACAGGUCCUUGUUAAAGUAUGAAAAGGUUGAAAAGCAGGAAUAGAAACUGACAAUAAAAGCAAUAUAUAAAUGCAAAGAAGAAACCUGCAGUUGGUAGAGUAUUUGGGGGGUUAGUGGGGGAAGGGAGAUGCCAUCAAACUAGCAAAUGCUGUUGCACAAAAGUAGCCUAUUAGGAUUAAUUACUAGUAGCUUCAUGGUAAAUGCAUCAGAAUAAGCCAUACUGGAUUGCAGUGUUUUGUUUCUGUAGGGCGUUUUAAAGACUGGGGGUUUUCCACGUUUCCUUUUUUGACUGCACAGCAACAACUCUCAGUCACAUGCAUGCAGCCUUAACUGUGUAGGCUUGGUUCUUCCACCUUCACUUUCUGUUCCACUCACCCUUUCACUGAAUACAAACAAGGACAGGCUCAAGGCAGUUACCAAUGUGAACACGUUUUUAAAACGCAAGCAGGGAGUUCUUAGAUAUUAUCAAAAUGCCUUUUUUUCUGACUGUGCCCAGCAGGCUGGGCACCUUGGAAAACCCAAAUAUUUUGAGAAAACACUGAGCAAUUUGACAGGUGUAACCAGCUUGUGAGCUAACAAACUGCGAAUGUUUCUUUCCAAUACAGGGGCUUGUUUUUCUUAAACUUCUUUUAAACGGCAGUCGAUUGGCUUUUCUUAAAUACUGAAAAGAAAGGGGCUAAGGGUGGGGGGUGGGGAGAGAGAACUCUUUUUUGAUAAUACCAGGAGUCUGACCACUAUAUUCUCUUUUUUUGUACUUCAUGUUUUUUGGAACGCUAUUGGUAGAAUUGUUAGGAGUUGGAUUUUUUUCCUUAAAGUAAGUUCUUGCUGCAGUACCCUUCUCCUAAAGCUGACAGAAAUGUGCAGCCCCUGGGGCACGAUGCAUGUGCCAGCCAGCCCUGAAGGAUGCCGUCUGCCCACCCACGGUGAACCCACGUGGGGAUGGACACUAGGCUUACACGCACCAAAUAAGUUAAUACCUGUAUGAGGCUGGUUUCCACCACACGCUCUGCAGAUUUCUGUUGACUCUAGGCUUGCCUACAUAACCUCUUAUGCUUUAAUACAUAACUGCAUUGGAUGUGAAACUUCUAGUAACUGUGUAGUCAUUGUGUUCUAUAUAACAUUUUACAUUGCUGUGGUUGCUGACCUUUUUUUUUGUUGUUAUGGCUUAAGAGCAAAAAGACAAAAAAAAAAAGGCAUGAUUCUUAGAAAAUAUCAAACCUUCCUUUCUUUGAAAAACAAGCUCCUUAUUACAAAAUAUAAUAAACAGUAGUGCCUGUGGUGUAGCCCACCAAUCUUGAUACAGUAGCUGAUGCAUUGUGCAAAUGAGGCUUUGAGAUGGUUUUUGCAUAAACAAAAACUGCUAGGAGAUAAUCUCAGUAGUUAAAAAGUGUUAUUUAAACCUUUGGAAUAAAUGGAUGUAACUGUACCCGAGUACAGCUUUUCACUUGUUUAGUUCUUAAACGUUAGUAUAAUCAGUAAAAUUUAAUAUAAAAUGUUGCCAAAUUCAAUGUAGAAAGAAUGUGACAAAACACUUUGGAUAGUUUUAUUGUUUGUGUUUUUGCAUAUUGUAAAAGCAGUGUCACGGCUGAAAAAAUAAAAUGUUUCUAAUGGUAAAUUAUUGUGGUUUAGUUGCUAGUUUGUACUGAGAGUUGACCUCUCCCUGUGCAGUUUUUUGUUCUAAACUGGUAUAAAUAAUUGCUGUAAGUGUGUCUCCCUUCUACAUUGUAAUGGUUGCUUAAGCCUACAUUAUAAAUAAAGAACUGCUGGAAAA
Molecule: messenger RNA, 5268 nt
Organism: Pogoniulus pusillus (Red-fronted tinkerbird)
Lineage: Eukaryota; Metazoa; Chordata; Aves; Piciformes; Lybiidae
Gene: MTSS1
Product: MTSS I-BAR domain containing 1
Exons: 15
Coding region: 647-3022 (791 amino acids)
Biological process (GO): positive regulation of actin filament bundle assembly; adherens junction maintenance; plasma membrane organization
Cellular component (GO): cytoplasmic side of plasma membrane; actin cytoskeleton
Molecular function (GO): phospholipid binding; actin binding
Source: RefSeq, a predicted model, not a curated record